UGGAUAUCAUGAAAGGGUUCCAAGUUUGUCAUUAAACUUAAAAAAUGCAUUAGUUGCCUAUUUGUUUGAUAUCCUAAUUGGUAUAGAAAAUAAGAUAACAAAUUUGGAGUUUCUCCUUGAGAUUUAUGUGACCUAAGACAAUAUGAAUGCGAGCUUACAGGACAGAGAAAACGUAUUGAAUGAAUUCCUAGACCAUGUUGCUGUAUUCUUUUAAAAAGUUCAAAACAUUUUUCAAACAAUUUAAUACGAACUGAUAGAAAUAGCCCACAAGGAAUCUAAUGAUGUUUAACCAGAGAUAAGUGAUGAACACAACAGUCAGGUUCAGAGGUCUGAACUCCCAUUUCAUUAGUCCUAACCAAAGACCUCAUCUUCUGCUAAAGCAACACUGUUAGAAACACAUCUCUUUCAGCAAACAGGAAAUCAACUGGUCAGUUUAAACUGACACUCUUGAAACAUAAUGAACUGUGAUUAAAAAAUAACCUCUCAUUGUCUAUGGAUUAUAGUGCAAUGAAACGCCACUCCAUGUCAGAAUGACAACUUAUUCAGUGUAAUUGAAAAAAUUUUAAUGAAAGUCAAUCAUUUACGUUUAUUUUUUGUAUCUAUUCUAUUUGCAUGGUAAUCCAACUAUAACGUUUAUUCCCUUCUAUACCCUAUCAUGAGGAUUUGAAACUUUUUCUAGAGAUGGCUGGACAAAGUAAGGGAGUUUAUUUGAGCAGGACACCAGUGCUCUUUACUCACAAAUCCUUGCAAACAUAAUGAUUCUGUGGUUUAGCAUCAUAUCUGAGGAGAAAUUAACAAAUAUGCAUUAUUUUUAACCAUUUUAUUGCUUAGCUAAUAUAAUAGGCCUUUAUAUCCAAUUGUACAUGUUUAUAUGCUAUUCAAGGUUUAAUUUUUUGUCAGAUAAAAAACAUCUUUGAAUACAGAAAUAGAGGAAGCAUUAGGCCUAGUCUGGUUAAAGGGCAUUGCUUUCCAUCUAUCCAUUCAUCCACCCAUUCAUUCAAUUCAUUCAUUCAAACCUAUACUUACUGACUGCUGACUAUAUGUCAGGGAUUUAUUGACAUAUUUAAACAAGAUGGUUUUGUGAAUAUAUCUCAAUAAAAUUGCAUUUAAAAUAAAUAAGUAAGAAAGAUGGGAUCCCUGACUAAAAUGUGAUUAUAAUCAUGUAUUCAUUAAACAAAAUAAAGCACAGUGCUUGUACUGAGGUUCACAGACGUGGAAAUAGUAUGUCCAAGAUCACACUGCUGGGGUAGAACAUCUGUAAAAUUGGAAUAAUAUCCACUUUGCAAGGCUGUUAUAAAAGUAAGGUUGGUCUUAUUCACAUGUCAUGUCGUUAUUCUUUCUCAUCUUUGUGCUCCCAUUGCCUUUAGCACAGUGAUUUGCAUAUUUUAACUCAAUAAUCCUUUACUGAAAUGAGUUGAACUGUCUGCUUUAUAUGGUCUUGCUCUUAGUGCAUCUAACCACGUUUCUCCUCCCCCUUUUGGUGCUAUGGAAGAUUUUCAAGGUAAGUCAAGGAGGGAACUUGGGGAAGAGACUUGAGGGUCCUACAUGGGCUAAGUACACUGCCAAUAAUAACUUUAUUAUUAUUGUUAUUAUUUAUAAAUAAGAUUUUUGAAACUGAAAGCAACUCUGAUCAUCUGGUGUAAAUACCUCCUUUUACAAAUCAGGCAGGUAUGUAAGAGCAGGGACUAGCUCCUUAGUGUCCUGACUUGACUUCUUUAUAUAUUGCAAGACCUCCUUUGUGAAAGUUUUUAUGUGUGCAUUUAACCUCACUUAGUCUAGGACAUCUAUUUUCCUUGAAAUCUUGAUAGGUCUGCCAGUUUCCUCAAGGGAAACCAACAUAACUAGAUUUUAAUCUCUUUGAAUUGUGGCUUCAGCUAUAAAAGUCUUAGCUGAGGUUUUAAUGACUAGAUUUAAGUAAAUUUAACAGAUACACCAGGGACUGUUCUAAUUACAUACACCAUUAAAGGGCUUUACGUGAGGAUUUAAAAAAAAAUACCAUUAAUAAAAACAAAAACAUAGUUGAUGUGCUGUGUAAUUUGCCAGCAGGAAAGAUUUCAAUGUCCUGCCUUACUUUCAUAUAAAAAGGAAGCUAAGAAAAUAGAAAAGUGACAGUAAAUCAACAUACUCCAAAGGAAGCCUGGGAUUCUUUUGGCUCUUUGUCUCCAAACAGCUGUCUGGGCCUAUUUUGAUUCUACAUUGAUGAUUCUUAGAAUGGAGCCAAUACCCAAACUUCUAGCUGGACUUAUUCUGCUGACUUUAUGUGUGGUGGGCUGCUGCAGCCAACACUGGUCCUACGGAUUGCGCCCUGGAGGAAAGAGAAAUGCUGAAAAUUUUAUUGAUUCUUUCCAAGAGAUAGCUAAAGAGACUGAUCAACUUGCAGAACCUGAACACUUCGAAUGUACCAUUCACCAGCCACGGUCUCCCCUCAGGGACUUCAAAGGAGUUCUGGAAAGUCUGAUUGAAGAGGAAACUAGGCAGAAGAAGAUGUAAACCCAUUAGGCCAGAAGGAGUGACAACUUUUAAGUAUAAUGCCAACAUUGAAAUCUGUGACCGAUUUAAUAUCUGUAAAUUGUGUGAGUUUCAUAUGAAGUGCUGUGUUGUGAAUAAAAUGUGUAAAUGUUAA
Choloepus didactylus (southern two-toed sloth) is the source of this 2623-nucleotide messenger RNA. It is a transcript of the gene GNRH1, whose product is annotated as gonadotropin releasing hormone 1. Gene Ontology annotation, biological process: multicellular organism development. Gene Ontology annotation, molecular function: gonadotropin hormone-releasing hormone activity. NCBI's taxonomy places the organism in Eukaryota, Metazoa, Chordata, Mammalia, Pilosa, Megalonychidae. The record is from RefSeq and is a predicted model, not a curated record. The coding region runs from base 2200 to 2490 and encodes 96 amino acids. The transcript is spliced from 4 exons. Gene Ontology annotation, cellular component: extracellular region.